ACAUCAUGGAACUGAAAAAAAUUAACCCCGACAUAAAUCCACAGCUGGGCAUCUCUCUUCAGGCUUGCCUUCUGCAAAUCGUCGGGUACAGAAACCUUAUUGCCGAUGUGGAAAAACUGCGCAGAGAGCCCUACGAUUCUGAUAAUCCCCAACACGAAGAAAUGCUUCUGAAGUUAUGGAAAUUCUUGAAGCCAGAUACUCCACUGGAAUCUCGGAUUUCUAAGCAGUGGUGUGAAAUUGGUUUCCAAGGUGAUGAUCCUAAAACAGACUUUCGAGGAAUGGGACUACUGGGACUGUACAAUUUGCAGUAUUUUGCGGAAAGGGAUGCUACAGCAGCUCAGCAGGUCCUCUCUGACUCUCUUCAUCCAAAAUGCAGCAAAUUCAGCAAAGCAGAAUGGGAAAAGAAAAGGAUGGAUAAAGCAAUUGGGUACUCAUUUGCAAUCGUGGGCAUCAAUAUUACCGACCUGGCAUAUAAUCUACUGGUUAGCGGAGCUCUAAAAACCCAUUUCUACAACAUUGCCCCAGAAGCUCCAACGUUGUCUCACUUCCAACAAACAUUCUGCUAUUUGAUGCACGAAUUUCAUAAGUUUUGGAUUGAAGAGGAUCCCAUGGACAUAAUGGAAUUUAAUCGUGUGCGGGAGAAAUUCCGCAAGAGAAUCAUCAAACAGCUGCAGAACCCAGACAUGGCGCUGUGCCCACAUUUUGCUGCCUCGGAAGGUUUAAUCAACAUGUAG
Messenger RNA from Propithecus coquereli (Coquerel's sifaka), 734 nucleotides. It is a transcript of the gene ELMOD1, whose product is annotated as ELMO/CED-12 domain containing 1. Lineage: Eukaryota; Metazoa; Chordata; Mammalia; Primates; Indriidae. The transcript is spliced from 7 exons. Bases 6 to 734 code for a protein of 242 amino acids. The record is from RefSeq and is a predicted model, not a curated record. Gene Ontology annotation, molecular function: GTPase activator activity.